CGACUUUUGCUCAGCCUGGCAAAGUGCGCCGCGUAGGCAGGCGUGCGCGGCUCGAAACCGCUCGGCGCGCCUCGCGCAGCGCUCACCGUUCCAAGGGCAGCCCCCUGUCGCGCGCAGAGCGCGCUUGAAGGGCGCCGGGGACGCCAAGGCCCCUGAAGGCCCGCCGGCGCUGCGCGCCGCGCGUUCCAUAAGCGGGCUAAAAACUGAAGCGCGACCAUGCGCGAGAAGGCCAAGCCCUUCAAUGUCAAAGUGGCGGUGCGCGUGCGCCCCAUCCUUCCUCAUGAUCGCGACCCGCGGCCGGUUGUACGAGUCGACAGAGAGUCAGCCAAGCCGUCCGUCACGGUAGUGGACCCGGACAAGGAGUUCCCUGGCCUGAAGCAGAACAUCGAUUAUUUGAGGGUCGACUACAUCCGAGAGAGGAGCUACGAGUUCGACCACGUCUAUGGGCCGACGCAGCCGACCGACACGGUGUUCCAGGAGGCCGUGGAGCCCUUAAUUGGACCUGUAUUAGAUGGUCAAAAUGUGACGAUCUUCGCCUACGGCCAAACUGGUAGUGGUAAAACACAUACGAUGCUCGGCCAUCGCGGGGACCGAGGUGUGAUCCAGAUGGCUCUGGCCAAGUUGUUCAACGAGCAGAAGGAGCAUACCCGUGUUACUGUGUCCUUCGUCGAGUUGUACAAUGAAGAAAUUCAUGAUUUACUCAUCGAUGAGGAACGGCGAUACGGCAACCACAACGGUGUGGGCGGAUUGGAUCUCAGAGAGGACCCGAUCAAGGGGCCGUGCAUUGCUGGGGUUACUGAAAUGCCGGCAUCCGACGUCGAGACGGUCAUGGCUCUGCUGCGAGCGGGCAACGAGCGACGGACCCAGGAACCUACGUCGGCCAAUGAUACAUCUUCUCGGUCUCAUGCUGUCUUGCAGUUAGCUAUCGAAAGUUCGGAAAAACCAGAAACGCAACACAGAGGGCGUAGAGUGAAGAUAAAACGAAGUUCAAAGCUGUCGAUGAUCGAUCUAGCAGGAUCAGAAAGAGCCGCGGAAACGAAGAACUCGGGAGCGCGCCUCCAAGAGGGCGCUAGAAUUAAUCGGAGCUUAUUAGCUCUCGGCAACGUCAUCAACGCGUUAAGAAGAGGCGCACAGAAGGGCGGCAAGUCCUAUGUUAAUUUCAGAGAUAGCAAACUUACACGAUUGUUGAAAGAUUCGCUCGGCGGGAACUGUCGCACGCUCAUGCUCGCCCACUGCUCGCCCACAACCUUAUCUUUCGAGGAGACGCUCAACACAUUAAAAUAUGCCAAUAGAGCCAGGGCGAUCAAGAACGCGGUCAAGGAGAACCUGCGCAAGGUCGAGAAGCCCGCUCGUAGACUGAGGCCGGCGGCCGUCCACCCCGAGGGCGUGCCGCAGAACAACCACGUGCGACCGGCGCCUCGGAGACGAAGACGGUAUCGCGAGAUGGAGGAGCGGCCGCAAUGGGGCGUGAAUAAACCGAAGACGCCGCCGAGGCCUACCAAGGAGAACGAGGAUCCCCAGCCGAGGUCUAACGAUGGUUCGGAGCGGAAGAAGCGGCGGCACUCGGCCCACGACAUGCGGGCGAAACUCCGAGCCCGGAAGUCGGUGGAGAAGCCUCCUGUUGUGGACGAAGAAGCGGAAAGAGCGCGCUUGGUCGAACAGUUACACAAAACGCGGAAGGAAGUAGUGGGACAAGUUAGGUUGGCCGUCGAGCUGAGAAAGACCGUAGAGUCGCUCACAGCUACGAAGGUCAACAAGGGCGCGACGCUCUUUGCGCCCAAGGAUACUGUGCAUCGGUCUCCCGAUAGGCAGCGCUUCCCGCCGAUCAAGCCCGAGGAGCGGCGGGCCAUGGAGGUGGCGGCCAGAGCUUAUGCGGAGGCCGUCGGCGUCGAGGGCCAGUCGGCCGAUUUGUUAAGAAGGGACCCUCUGGCCUUUUUGAGCGAUGUUUUACUCAAACAGAAGCACGGCUCCGAGCCCAAGGAUUCGUCGCCGGCCGGGGUGGAACUGACUCCUACUGGUAGAAGCCCGGACAAAGAGCAAUUGCUCAAGACGGCUUCUCGCGUGAAAGCGCGGGCCGCGCGGGAAUGCGAGGGUUUACGAAGGGCUGUUAAAAGAGGCUUAGAUAAAUCUGCAAGGAAACUACCAGCGGUCGACGGUUCCUUAGCCGCCGUUUAUGGAAUACGGGACGCGGCGUUGAGACAUGCGGUGUCGCCAGGGCAACCAGAACUCAUAUCGAAGGACGAGCUGUCGUCUUCCGCUCUGCUCGACGCGGAGAUGCGCAUCGUCGGUGCUGAGUUAGAAAAGCUCGAGAUUGCUGAGGCUCGGACGCAACGACCGGAGACGCAGAUCCAUGAACGGGAGGUCCACGAAGCUGCGUUGAAGAAAUUAGAGCAGCAGGUCCGUGUGCGGAACGGCGUCAUCCGCAAGCUCGUCGGCCAGCUCAAGAAGGAUGGCAUCGGGGCUCGCACCAUUGUUCGCAAUAGCUAUGCAGGACGAGCAUCACCUAGCUACGCCAAGAAGAACUCUCCUAGACGGGAAAGUUAUGCGUCGCCGCAAGCGAAGUCGUCAGGGAUCAUGGCCGACUUGCUGGGCGCCGCGUCGCCCUCGUUUGAGCCGCAUCCUGCGACGUUCUCGGCGAGCCAGCGCAAGGUGCCACGACGGCCCGACGACGCGAAGGACGCGUCAGGACGACGACGGCGGCCGCGCGUCGCCGCGUGAUCCGUCCCCGCUCGCUCGCUUUCAAGAAAAGAUUCCCUUCCCCGUUGGUAACAAGACUACUAUCAC
This is a messenger RNA of Pelagomonas calceolata, 2784 nucleotides long. NCBI's taxonomy places the organism in Eukaryota, Pelagophyceae, Pelagomonadales, Pelagomonadaceae. The record is from the annotation of a GenBank genome assembly.